Messenger RNA from Aspergillus udagawae, 1395 nucleotides. Its product is annotated as kynureninase. The coding region runs from base 1 to 1395 and encodes 464 amino acids. Gene Ontology annotation, molecular function: pyridoxal phosphate binding; kynureninase activity. NCBI's taxonomy places the organism in Eukaryota, Fungi, Ascomycota, Eurotiomycetes, Eurotiales, Aspergillaceae. Gene Ontology annotation, biological process: NAD+ biosynthetic process. Gene Ontology annotation, cellular component: cytoplasm. The record is from RefSeq and is a predicted model, not a curated record. The transcript is spliced from 4 exons.
AUGUCUACCAACGGCACACUAUCCAAGCCUGAGUUCCCUGCCAAUGCGGCAAGCAAGGAGUAUGCGGCCUCGCUAGACGCUGCAGACCCGCUCGCAGGCUUUCGAGAUAAAUUCAUCAUCCCAUCAAAGGCAAACAUUGCCUCUACCAAACUGGCGAAGCCUGGCCUUUCAUCAGAACCAUGUAUCUACUUCUGUGGCAAUUCACUUGGUAUUCAGCCCAAAGCCAUCCAGAAAUAUUUGGAGGCGCAAUUGGACACAUGGUCAUCAAUUGGCGUCUGUGGUCACUUCACCAAGAUCGAAGACUCCCCAUUAAAGGAGUGGCAGAAUCUGGCUGAGCAGGCUGCCGAGUCCAUGUCGAAGAUCGUGGGAGCGGCGCCCGAAGAAGUCGCGGCAAUGGGUACAUUAACCAUGAAUCUGCACUUGUUGCUCGCAAGCUUCUACAAACCAACUGCAACCAAACGUAAGAUCCUGAUGGACUGGAAGGCGUUUCCCAGCGAUCAUUAUGCCAUCGAAUCACAUGUUGCCUGGCAUGAUCUAGAUCCUCACGAGACCAUGGUGCUCAUUGGUCCAGAUGAGGGAAAAUAUGAAAUCUCAACGGAGAAGAUCUUGUCUUACAUUGAUCAACAUGCAGACGAGGCAGCUCUCGUCCUGCUUCCGGGAAUCCAGUACUACACUGGGCAGUUAUUCGACAUCCCGAAGAUCACCGAAUAUGCGCACUCACGAGGACUUAUUGUCGGAUGGGAUCUGGCUCAUGCUUACGCCAAUGUCCAACUAAAGCUACACGACUGGGACGUCGAUUUCGCAGCUUGGUGCACUUACAAAUACGGUAACGCCGGCCCCGGAGCAAUGGCAGGUCUCUUCGUCCAUGAGAAACAUGGUCAAGUCGACUACAGCGAAGGAGAGGAUACGCCAAAGUUCCGACACCGUCUGACCGGGUGGUACGGAGGCGAUAAGUCAGUGAGAUUCAAGAUGGACAAUAAGUUCAAACCAAUCCCUGGCGCGGGUGGGUACCAGAUUUCGAACCCUUCGGCGAUCGAUCUUGCAUGCUUAUGCGCUGCUCUGUCGGUGUUUGAUGAGACCUCCAUGGCUGAGCUGCGCAAGAAAUCUGUCUUGAUGACGGCGUACCUCGAGUACCUGCUGUUAAAGGACACCACGGACGAGUCGCGGCAAUUUCAAAUUAUCACGCCUUCCGAUCCUGCCGCUCGAGGUGCUCAGCUCAGUCUUCUCCUUAAGCCUGGGCUAUUAGCCAAGGUAGCUCAUCGACUGCAGGAAGCAGGGAUUAUUUGCGACAAGAGAGAACCAGGCGUUGUCCGCGUCGCACCUGUCCCAUUGUACAACACUUUCACUGAGAUCUGGAUGUUUGUUCAGCAACUCAAGGCGGCUCUGGAUGAAUGA